This is a messenger RNA of Haemonchus placei, 225 nucleotides long. The record is from the annotation of a GenBank genome assembly. Lineage: Eukaryota; Metazoa; Nematoda; Chromadorea; Rhabditida; Trichostrongylidae.
AUGAUAUGUUGUGUUAUGCGUUAUAUUAGACGUGAUUGUUGUCGUUUUUUGCAGAAAUAUUUCCCAUCCUCGUCACCGGCAAAACUUCAAGACCUGAAGUCGACGGUGGAUUUACUCACAUCGAUUACUUUUUUUCGAAUGAAGGUGCUCGAACUGGCCAGCCCACCACGAGCAUCGAAUGUCGUUUCGGAAUGUGCGAAAGCUUGCAUGCAGGUGAAUAUUUGA